UCCAACUCUCUUCUCGGGACAGGGAAAGAAGCUAACUAGGGCUUGAAUUGACGCUUGGAGAGCGACAACGAGAUCCAACUCUCUUCUCAGGACAGGGAAAGAUGGAGGAUUAUCAAUCCCUAGCAACUCGUCUCUUGUAUCUUCUUCGUCAAGAGAUAACAGAGCAUCUCCCCGGCAUAAUCUCAACCAGAAAGCUCUUCUUCUUCUAAAAAAUAAGAAGAUACCAUAUGAUGAAGCUAUUGAAGUUGCUAAUCAAUUAGCACUUAAAGAAAGAUUGCUGGUGGGCUUUUCGUCUGGAGCAGCUGCGAUGAGGGUUGCUAAGAGACUUGAGAAUGCUGGAAAGCUUAUUGUGGUUGUGAACUUUCUAAUUGGAAGGCACUUGAGGCAUUAAGUAGUUUCAUUGUUGAGACGACACUAGCUCCGACAGCAACUGGACGGUGGCCCCUCCUCAGUUUCAAAUGGAGAUUCAUUGCUCUUCCCCACUCACCGCACCUCCAGACGAAUUCGGCUCUUUUUACUUAUUUGGUUGUUUUACUUAGUUCCCUGUAUAUAAUUAUUAAUUAUGAAAUUGUGUUAUAUUGAUUGUAUUCUUAUUGCAGGUGUUCACGUGGAAAAGAAGCACAUGAAGAUGAUUAUAAUAAGACUAAGGGAGUGUUUGCAACUGCUUAAAAAAAAGCACUUCUCAGCUUUUGGCUUUAAAAAGCACUUAUUUACCAAACACUACCAAUUUUUACUUUUUCUCGGCUUGCGUGUGAAAAGUGUUUUUCCCUUUUCUAUUACACAAAAAACACUUAUUUUACCAAACACUACCAACUUUUACUUUUCAAAAUCACUUUUUUCUCAAACACUAUCAACUUUUACUACCAAUCACUUUUUCCUUACUUCUCCAAAAGUGCUUUUUUUUAAGCAGAAGCAGUUGCAAACACUCCCUAAGAGUUUUACCGAGGAGAAUGAAGAUAGGAGUCCAAAUAAUGCAAUAGUCUAAUAGAUUGAAAUAACAUCUUGAACCAUAUACCUGUUUUGAUACUCUUAUGGGUUAUUUUUUGUUUCCUUUUGUUUCGUCAUACUUGUUGUUUAUGGUUGCAUUGUGUUACUUUUUGUUGUAUUGUGUUUUUAUUUGUUGCAUUUUAAUACUUUUUUGUUGCAAGCUUAUUGUUUUUUCUAUUGAUAUUCAAUUUUAUUGUCUAUU
Cuscuta epithymum is the source of this 1189-nucleotide messenger RNA. NCBI's taxonomy places the organism in Eukaryota, Viridiplantae, Streptophyta, Magnoliopsida, Solanales, Convolvulaceae. The record is from the annotation of a GenBank genome assembly.